CGCAGCAGUGGAUGCCCUUGACUCAGGAUGACCGUCUAAGCCACGCUUAAUCUGCUGCGGAGCGUGGUGCAAAUCGCGCGGCGACCGACCGACGCUGUCAUGUGAGAACCAUGGCCGACAAACUCUACUUCUUCAUCUUCAACAUCAUCAUCUGCCUGCUGGCGGUGGCCAGGGCGACGGCGCUGGACGCCGAGUGCGCCGAACUGAGUCGCAGCAGGGCCUCCCUAAAGCCGCUCCACCGGCGCGACUGCACCCUGAGGGACGACCUGCUCACCUGCACCAUCCGCCUCAUGUCCGAGUCGCUGCCCCUGAACGCGACCGCCACCGAGUACCACUCCGUCGUCAGGGUCAACCUGGACUACCGCUUCAGGUUCCGGGUGCUGCCCCAGGAGGACGACGAGGAGCCGGGUGUGAGCAGAGCGUGUUUGGUGUUGUUGGGGGUGGCCUACGCCAGGGUCAAGGGUGGUGACGGCGAGAAAAGGACCAAAGUGGCCAUGCCCAAGAGACUCUUCAACCUGGCGGCAAAUAGCGCCCUGCUGGGGGCGGAGUCCGACCUCGAGCCUCCCGGAGUGGCGACGGGAAUCGCCACUUUCGACGAGAGAAGCUGCCCUGAUGAUCUGAUAAGAGAUGAAAAAUCUUCAGGGGGUUGCAUCAGGGAGGUGGCCGUGUCGGCAGUGGACGUGGCCGCGCAACUCGACCUGGUGCUUCUGUCCUUCAACUAUUCAUUCGCCGCGUCCGGCUUCCCUGACCGGAGCGCCAAGGGCCACUCGGUGGUGCGCAACCUGCCCACCGACAGCCUCCAGAGUCUGCGGAUCCGCGGCGGGCGGCCAGAGGCCGAGCGGCCGCCGGGCGUCGAACCCAACAAACAGGCCAAAGCGUUGCCGGCCGGCGUCGGGGCCAACGUCACUGAACUGGACCUCUCGUACAGCGCGCUCGGAAACCUCUCCUCGUGGGAGCCAGGCUCUGACCAAAUUCAGCGGUUAGCGUUGUCACAUUCCGGUCUUGAGAAACUUCCAGAAUUUGUGCAGCACCAAAGAGGCCUCAAAGGGCUCGCCCUGGAUGGAAACUCUGCGUUGGUCAAAAUUGGGGGCAGCGCUGCCCUGAAAGAGGCGCUCACAGGUCUUGACUAUUUGCAGGACCUGCAGUUGUCCGGGGUGCAGAUGGAAGUCCUGAUGGUGGACACCCUUCCAUCGCUGCCGGCGCUGGCAGUGCUGAACAUGUCGCACUGCGGGUUGCGUCACGUGUCGGAGGGCGCGUUGUCGCCGCUGCCGGCGCUUCAAAGGCUCGAUCUGUCCAACAACCUUUUGUCGGUGGUGCCGGCGAGCCUGGUGGUGCCGUGCCCGCGCCUCAGGCACCUCAGCCUCGCCCGAAACAAGCUGGUCCGCGGGCCCAAACUGCGCCUAUCGCUCCUCCACGAUCUCGACGUCUCCAGCAACGCGCUCCAGUCAGUGGAUGACAUUGUAACUGAGGGUCGUGUGGUGACUUUGAGACUGGCGCACAACAUCAUCCGCUCGCUGGAAGGCGCCCGUUUUGCUACCUGGGCUGAGAGGGUGGACGUUUCGCACAAUUUGAUCACAGCCCUCAGUCUGAGAAGCGGCCGCAGAGAAAUUGACGGUCUUGUGUCCAUCAAUUUGGACGCCAAUUCCUUUGACUGCAACGAUUGUGCAAUAAUUGAAACCCAGACUUGGCUAAACGAGACGAUGGUUUUGCUGACGCCUGAGCCAAACCAGAUCAAGUGUGGCGGCAGCCAGGACGUGCGAGUGAUGGAAAUUGUGUUGCCUGAGUGUGUGCCUGACGUUGACCUGGCUUUGCUAAUAGUGGCGCCUGUUCUGGCCUUGUUGGCCCUUGCGGCCGCCCUCCUGGCCAUCAUUGGCCUGCGCAGAGCUGGCUGGUUAAAUGACUGCUCCUUUUGCUGUGGAAUCGAAGAUGACAAUGACCUUCCAUAGUUUCAAGCAGAAGUGAAAAAUUGUUUUAAUUGUUAGAAGUACAAAUCUCUAGUUGACUCAAACGCCUUGCCACACAGAGUAUUAAAAUCGAACGACUGUAUACUUUACAGGGGAGACACUCCUCACUUAUUUCUUGAUUGUAUAGACGUACAAAAUUUUAGCCAAAUCUUUCACAGAAAAAACUUUGUCGCGUAUUUUUGCAAAACUAAGCUUAAAUAUUUUAAUUGAUUUGUAAAUAUACUGAUUUAUUCUUUCUAGUCGUCCUGUAAAAUUAAAUCUUAAUAGAUAUUGAUUUCAAUGGAAAUCCAAGUUUAUUUUAUGAGAUUUGUGAGAGAAAAAUUUAUUUGUUAAAACCAGAAGCUCUCUUUGUAAGCAAAAUGAUGUUAUUUUGAUAUUGGAUAGCGUUCCUACACUAUUUAUUGUUUGUACAAAUGUUGAAAUUUUGCAAUAAAUAAAGCUUGUUAUGAAAAAAUUUA
Messenger RNA from Neocloeon triangulifer, 2422 nucleotides. RefSeq lists its product as uncharacterized. Gene Ontology annotation, molecular function: protein binding. The coding region runs from base 111 to 1946 and encodes 611 amino acids. NCBI's taxonomy places the organism in Eukaryota, Metazoa, Arthropoda, Insecta, Ephemeroptera, Baetidae. The transcript is spliced from 6 exons. The record is from RefSeq and is a predicted model, not a curated record.